Lolium perenne is the source of this 1086-nucleotide messenger RNA. RefSeq lists its product as uncharacterized. NCBI's taxonomy places the organism in Eukaryota, Viridiplantae, Streptophyta, Magnoliopsida, Poales, Poaceae. The record is from RefSeq and is a predicted model, not a curated record.
GCGCGACAGAAAUCCUCCUUCUUCCUCCUCGCAUCCUCCUAUAUAUAACUGCACCUCCCAAUUCCGUCGCCAUCUCUAUUCCUUCCACCCCAAGAUAACUCACCAUCACACACCUGCAGCAGCAUCUCAAACCAGACGACGAACACCACACCUGCGUGGCGCCAAUGGGGCUCUGCAUGUCUAGCUGCGGCGCGGCGGCGGCGGUGCGGUCGGAGGGGCUGCCCGCCGCGUCGACGGCGAUGGUGCUGCUCCCCACGGGGGAGCUGCGCGAGUACCCGCGCGGCACCACCGCGGCGCAGGCGCUCGAGGGGCUCGAGGGCUUCCUCUGCGACGCCGACGCCAUGGGGUUCGAGGGCCCGGCCCCCGCCGUGGGCGCCGGCGAGGAGCUCCGCCCGGGGCAGAUCUACUUCGUGCUCCCCUCCGAGGCCCGCCGCUCCGGGCUCCGGCGCGAGGACGUCGCCGCCCUCGCCGUCAGGGCGUCCGCGGCGCUCGUCGACAGGGCCAACGCCGCCGCCGCGUCGGCUGGCGGCGGCGGCGGGCUGAGGAGGAGGCGUGCCAUGUCCGUGUCGCCGCUCGUGUUCGCGCCGCCGAAAGAGGAGGCGGGCGGGAACCGCGCCGCGUACAAGACCGUGCCGGCGAUGCUGGCCAAGAGGUGCCCCGUGGGGCGCGUGAAGAGCGCCGGGAGGAUGCAACCGCGCUUCUCCCCCGACCUGACCGCCAUUCCCGAGUGCGACACGUACGAGUGAACGUUCAUCGAUCGAUCGUAGGAGAGGGACAACAGAAAACUGAGGACAAAUUCGUUGCAAAUAAUUUCUCGAAUCCGCCGGAAGAGCUCCGAACGUUCUGGAAGAAGAAAAAGGGUGAGCAUCGAAAGGUGGGAAUUGAUGUCGCCAGCCUGGCGCGCCGGGCUGCGUCAGCGGCUGACGAGAUCCGUAUCGGGCGGACGUUGCAGCCUUGGCCCGGAAGGAAUCGUCAUGAAGUCGGUUCUUAUGAGGAUCACGUGUCCAAGGAACAAAAAUUUUGGUCGAGAGUGAGCUGGUGUCCUGAAAUUGAAAAGAUGGGAGAGCUUUUUUGUUUUGUUUUACU